AUGAUCACAAAAUUAAAGCCAGCUUUCUCAAAUUUUGAAGAAUUUACACACACAGCAGACUCAUUUCCAAUAGAAGAGACCCCAAAAUACAAAGCCUCACAAAGUAAAUUGCUGACCGAAGAAAACUGAAACGAAUUCAUCAGCUACUUCCCAAGCAACCAAAAUUUUUCGAAAAAUCCUUUAAAAUCACCCCAAAAAUCCAAGCAGCUUGAGUGAGAUGGCACGAGUCCUCAGUCAUCCUCUCAGACAACUUGGUCAUGAUCUUGUCGCCAUGAGACAGAAGAGAAUUUAAAUUCGAUUGUAGAAAGGAUGGACGACAAACUUUCAAGUCUACUAAGUAGCCAGCAUAAAUUACUUUCAUUUUUGAUGGAUACUCAUACUGGAGAAACCUAUCAAGCUAAUGAUUUGUGCAAACUUAUGCAGCUUCGGAGAGAUAAUUCAAAACUCCAUGUAGAGAACUGUAGAUUAAGAAGGCAUCUAGCAAUGAUGAAGAGUUAA
This is a messenger RNA of Blepharisma stoltei, 498 nucleotides long. The record is from the annotation of a GenBank genome assembly. NCBI's taxonomy places the organism in Eukaryota, Ciliophora, Heterotrichea, Heterotrichida, Blepharismidae.